Egretta garzetta (little egret) is the source of this 4743-nucleotide messenger RNA. RefSeq names its product vav guanine nucleotide exchange factor 3 (gene VAV3). Gene Ontology annotation, cellular component: plasma membrane; cytoplasm. Gene Ontology annotation, biological process: regulation of GTPase activity; cell migration; intracellular signal transduction. The transcript has 26 exons. NCBI's taxonomy places the organism in Eukaryota, Metazoa, Chordata, Aves, Pelecaniformes, Ardeidae. The record is from RefSeq and is a predicted model, not a curated record. Bases 54 to 2333 code for a protein of 759 amino acids. Gene Ontology annotation, molecular function: guanyl-nucleotide exchange factor activity; protein binding.
UUUGCUUGAAGAACAUAAGGACCUUCCUUUCAGCAUGUUGUGAAGUAUUUGGGAUGAAGAAAAGUGAACUUUUUGAAGCAUUCGACUUGUUUGAUGUGAGAGAUUUUGGAAAGGUGAUAGAAACACUUUCAAAACUUUCCCGGACUCCUAUUGCAAUAGGCACAGGAAUAAGGCCCUUCCCUACAGAAGAAAGUGUUGAUGAUGAAGAUGUCUACAAAGGUCUUCCUGAUUUAAUAGAUGAAACCGGUGUUGAUGAAGAUGAGGAGUUGUAUGAUUGCGUCUAUGGAGAAGAUGAAGGUGGGGAAGUUUACGAAGACCUAAUGAAAGAUGAAGCAGCACAGCAACCUAAAUAUACUGAACAUGACAUAAGAAGCUGUUGUCUUGCUGAAAUAAAGCAAACCGAAGAGAAGUACACCGAAACUCUGGAAUCGAUAGAGAAAUUUUUCAUGGUGCCAUUGAAAAGGUUUCUGUCAGCAUCAGAGUUUGAUACUGUUUUCAUCAACAUUCCUGAUUUGGUGAAAAUUCACAGGAAUCUAACGCAGGACAUCAAUGAUUCCAUCGCUAACAAAACUGAUCAGAACCUGUAUCAAAUUUUCAUUAACUACAAGGAAAGAUUGGUUAUUUAUGGACAGUACUGCAGUCAAGUGGAGAUAGCGAUAUCGUGCUUAGACAACAUCUCUAAGACAAAAGAAGAUGUUAAAUUGAAGUUAGAGGAAUGUUCCAAGAGGGCCAAUAACGGGAAGUUUACAUUGCGGGAUCUUCUAGUGGUUCCAAUGCAGAGAGUGCUAAAGUAUCACCUACUGCUCCAGGAGCUGGUCAAGCACACUACAGACCCCACGGAGAAGGCGAAUCUGAAACUGGCGCUUGAUGCAAUGAAGGACUUGGCUCAAUAUGUAAAUGAAGUGAAGAGAGAUAAUGAAACACUCCGUGAAAUCAGACAGUUUCAACUAUCAAUAGAGAAUUUGAAUCACUCCCUCUUACAGUACGGAAGACCCCAGGGUGACGGGGAAAUAAGGAUAACUACGAUAGACAAGCGUGCGAGGCAAGACAGGCAUAUCUUCUUGUUUGAUCUCGCUGUAAUUGUUUGCAAACGGAGAGGGGAUAAUUAUGAAAUGAAGGAAAUAAUAGAUCUUCAGAAAUACAAAAUUACAAAUAACCCCACUACUGAUAAAGAAAACAAGAAGUGGUCUUACGGCUUCUACCUCAUCCAUAUCCAAGGCCAAAAUGGUUUAGAAGUCUACUGCAAAACUAAAGACUUGAAGAAGAAAUGGCUCGAGCAGUUCCAGAUGGCUCUGUCAAACAUCCGGCCAGACUACGCAGACACAAGCUUUCAUGAGUUCAAAAUGCACACCUUCAGUCGCGUGACGUCGUGCAAAGUCUGUCAGAUGCUGCUGAGGGGAACAUUUUAUCAAGGCUAUUUAUGUUCCAAGUGCGGAGCUGGCGCACACAAAGAAUGUUUAGGAAGAUUAGACAAUUGUGGCAGAGCUAAUUCAGGUGAACCCGGGAACCUGAAACACGAGAAACGAACGAAUGGAAUCAGAAGAAACUCUAGACACGUGGACCCAGGUUUACCAAAAAUGCAGGUCAUUCGAAACUACAAUGGAAUACCGCAGCCAGCGCCGCAGGAUGGUCCACCACUGCACAUCCAGAUUGGGGACACAAUUGAGCUCAUUAGAGGAGAUGCACACAGCUUGUUUUGGCAGGGCAGAAAUCUAACAACAGGAGAGCUUGGGUUCUUCCCAAGUGAUGCAGUCAAGCCUAGCCCAUGCGUCCCUAAGCCAGUGGACUACUCUUCACAGCUGUGGUUUGCAGGAGCAAUGGAAAGAUUGCAAGCAGAGAGUGAACUUAUUAACAGAGUGAACAGCACUUACCUGGUGCGGCACAGGACCAAAGAGUCGGGAGAAUACGCAAUUAGUAUUAAGUACAAUAACGAAGUGAAACACAUCAAGAUUUUAACAAGAGAUGGCUUUUUCCACAUUGCAGAAAAUAGAAAAUUUAAAAAUUUAAUGGAACUCGUAGAAUACUACAAGCACCACUCUCUCAAAGAGGGCUUCCGAAGUUUGGAUACUACUCUUCAAUUUCCAUACAAAGAAUCCGAGAACUCAGUGGGACAGAGGAGUAACAGAGCAGGUGGCAACUUGCUGAGCCCGAAGGUGAUCGGCAUUGCCAUAGCCAGGUACGACUUCUGUGCCAGAGACAUGAGGGAACUGUCCCUAAUGAAAGGGGACGUUGUAAAAAUCUACACCAAGAUGAGCGCGAAUGGCUGGUGGAGAGGUGAAGUGAACGGAAGGGUGGGCUGGUUUCCAUCAACUUAUGUUGAAGAGGAUGAAUGAAUUAAAAACUUUCCUCUGCUGACCAGCAGUUUCAGGGAUUGUAAAAAUUUAAUGUCUUCAAAGUGUUAUUGGUCUUGUUAAGUAUUUAAACAGCAGCGUUUUUGUCUGUCUGAAUCUUCCAGUCUUAAUGCUGGGAUUUGUACAGAAGUUGGUGCUGCCAGGUGAUUACCGUGCCCAGAGCUGUGCAAGAAACAACCUGCCCGCUUGCCGUCGCUGGGGAUCCGUGCAAAGUUCAGCCCUCGCCUUCCCAGAAGAUCUCUGGAAAACAGAUUUCUUUGUGCUCCUUUUCAUUUCACCCUGUGCUACACCAUGAGUGCUGGCUGUGGCUGAAUAUUUUAUAAGUCUCUUUUCUUCUAGCCAACAUCUGUGAGGGCACAAGGGGAUGAAGGCUUGUUGCUCCUUAUCGCUGCAUGCAGAAAACAGAGCUCAGUCCCUGCAGUGGGCACGGUCGGCAGAAUUAAGUCUUGAGACACCAAACUACUUUACUGAUCACCUUACAAACAGUUGCACAUUCACAAGACAUUCUGAAGAAAAUACGGGUGUGGUAAACAUUCAUGCAUAUAUAAUUAGUUAACUGACUGCUUUGAGGGCCUGCUGAAAUCUUCUAACUGUUUAAAGACAACAUUUUAAAAAGGUGUAGUGAUGUGGUGUUGCUUGAAAAAAAACUCCACAAAGUGGAGUUGUGGGGUCCUUUUUGUCAUCCCAAGACUUUUUGUGUGAGGAUUUUUCAUUUAAGCAGCUGACCAUGAAGCUGCAACUGAGGAUAGUCAUGACGAGUUUUAAAAUUUUCAGCAUUAAUGUUAAAUAAAUAUUUUAGACCUGUUCAGUAGGAGAUACACUAAUGCAAGAUGAUGUCACUUCUCAGGAACAAAACUGUUCACCUCACCCUCCUGAUUGAUUCGGAUGAACUUUGAUGCUUCCAGCUCUAAGCUGUCUUUUCCUAAGUUGGACAGGAAUUUCUGUCACCUUUUGUGUUCUUACGAGUAACGCAAAGGGAACCGGAGGAGUCCUUGGUGCCCUUUCCUCUCCUGUUCCCCGGGAUGUUAGCAGCAGGCCAGUGAGUGAGUGGUCUUGUUCCCCUGUUGUGAGCAUCCCCGAGGAAAAGGGUGUCUAGGUUACCUAGCUGGAAACAUCACCCUUGUAAGGUGGUGUCCACCCCUGGAGAGGCAGUGUUUUAAUGUGUUUAUGGAGUGUAGUUAUAAGCUAAAAUAAAUGCGGAUGGUUUCUUCAGAUGUGCAGAUUUGAGUGUUUAGCUAAUGUCUAAUCUGGCUUGAAAAACCUCGAAGAAAAUAAAGCUCUUCAAAUGCAUUUUCUUUCUAGGGUAACGUUGACCAAUCAAGAAUUCAUCCUGUCCCACUUCCUCUCUUUUGCUUUCCCCUCUCCUCUUUUCCCGUAGGCAUCUUGCAGUUAGUGUGCAUAGACACUGCAUGAUUUAACACUGCAGUUUUUCCCACUCUGCAAGAAUGUGGUACCCACUGUUCGCCCACAGAGCAGAAUCUGCUAGGACACAUUUCAGAUUCUUUUCGGCUGUCCCCAGUGUUCUCUGCUUCUUUCUGGCCUCUUCUGGCCGUUAGGAAGAACCAAGCCCAGCACAGAGGAUUCACGAUAAUCCCCCUUGUCCGUGCCACCGUUCUGCCCAUCCGCUACGCCUAGCGUACGCCGCUGUGCCGCCAGGUGAAAGAGGGGAUCUUCUGAUGGGAAAUCCUCCGCUUGGGAGAUUCAGCCUUGCAGGUGGAACUCUGCUGAUGCUCUAACUUUUCAAGGAUUUACCUCAAAAUUAUGUAAACUGUGAUUGUGUUGAGUACCUUACUUGAUGGAGCAAUUGAGAGCAUUUGUAAAUAUGUAGAUUAUGCAUAAAACGUAUUUUGUAAAUGAUGUGUACAGCAGUGUAGACUAGGGUAUCCUGUCUUUGGCCAUCUUUGGCCAGGCAGUUUUACUGUCUGCUGGGAGCCUGAUCCUGGAUUCCUUAAGUAGACAAAGUUGAUUCUUCCACAGUUUUGCCUGCUGAAGGGUAGAGGAAUAGGCUCUAGGGCCUGAGAAGUGUUUAGUGCUUUGCUGUCAUAUAGUUCUGAGAAGAGGCAGUUUAAUUCAAUGUGAGUUGAGAAAUACGUCAGUCACUUUCAGCAGCUUGGUUUUAAAAUAAUUUUGAGUAGUCUCCCCACCCUAAAGUUGCUGUAAAGCUUUUAAGCAAUUCCCGAGUCCGGUAAUCAGCCUUUGAGAAGAAGGAAAGCCAUUGCUUUUGUGGCAUAAAUCUACGUGUUGUCGUCUGUGUUUAAUGCCCUGUAUUGAUUGAGUUAAUGCUGCAUCUUAAACUAUAUUUUGAGUACCAAAGACUUCGCAAAUACUCUGGAGCGUCUUUCGUGUGCUGCUUUUGCCUGUAUGGAGGUUUUCUUGUCAUGCGAUAACGGAG